CACAAUAGACACGGAAUGAGGAGGUCGCGGCCCUUGGUGCGGCAGAGCAGGUGCGCCGAGGCAAGGAAUGUCAACCGUCCAGUCGCCUUGCCAAAGCCGGCAAACGCCGACGACGCCGGUCCGACCGGCUCGGCCGUCCACGAAGACAAAAGCCUGUCUGGCUGCGUGCGACAUUUGGUCCGACCCCGCCCCGCCGGCGGGCGGGCGGAGACGGCCCCGCCCACAGGCGGCGGAGAACGCAGCAGUGACACCGAGUCUUGUGCUUGCCACUUGUGCCCAGUCAAUCAGUCAGCCAGCGCCCGUGCUGUCCUCCUUCCAGUAUACGUAGGUCUUGUUCAGAGGUCGUCCAUGGAGUCCGCCGAAGCUUUGUCGGCCAACCAGAAGAGCCGCAGGAACGUGACCAUCGAGAUCAGCAACCUGACUGGCGGCUUUGUCCUCAGGCACCCCCGGGUGCACAUGGAGAACGGCGACUGCCACAGUCCCCCGCAGCCCACCGUGCGGCCCAUGUGCACCGAAGUGUGCAACUUCAACAAGACGGACGCGGCCACCUCGGGCGCGGUGGGCGUGCUCACCUACGAAAUCUUUGAGGGCGCGGCGGCCGUGGCCAAGCUGGCCAUCAUGUUCUCUGUGCCCUACGACUACACCUUCUACAAGAACUGGGUGGCGGUGGGCGUGUUCCCCAAAGAGCGCGAGACCGACAAGAAGCUCUACGAGGAGAUGUACGAAGCCAAGGAGCUGAAGAACUUCGUGCGGCAGAAGGCCAACGGCUGCGGCCUGAACUACGAGAGCGGCAAGAUGGACGUCAAGGUCACCAUGUCGCCCAUGGGCAGGGCCAUCAUGAAGGUGGAGCUGUGGGACUUGCACUUCCGCCAAUGAAGUGCAGCGCUCAAAUAAAGCAAGCUUAAACAAAA
Syngnathus typhle (broad-nosed pipefish) is the source of this 911-nucleotide messenger RNA. RefSeq lists its product as uncharacterized. Gene Ontology annotation, cellular component: pore complex. The record is from RefSeq and is a predicted model, not a curated record. The transcript has 3 exons. Gene Ontology annotation, molecular function: channel activity. Bases 16 to 876 code for a protein of 286 amino acids. Gene Ontology annotation, biological process: cytolysis in another organism; monoatomic cation transport; pore complex assembly. Lineage: Eukaryota; Metazoa; Chordata; Actinopteri; Syngnathiformes; Syngnathidae.